AAAAAGAAGAUCCUGGAGUGACUACAAAUGCAGGCUUGUUCUAGCAGUCCAGGUUGAAGACUCUACUAGCAUGUCCGCCUACAAAAGGAAUCGUGGCUAUGAGGAGGAUGCAGAUUAUCCCAACUAUCCGGGGUGUCAGAACCCAAUGCAAGGAUAUUCGAAAACCCAGGGGUACCCUAUCACCGGACGCAACCCCUACUCUGCAGGUUCCAGGAUGAACCCCGACUACCUAGGGUCUCUCGAAGAACCAGAUUAUCCUGAAUCUCCUGCUUAUCUGAGCAACAGCACGAAUCCCUAUGCUGAAGCUUCCAGAACAGGUUCAGAUAAUUACACAUCUCGGCUAGAGCCAGAUUAUUUUGACUUUUCAAGGAAUCCAUCAUCCAGAGAGCCUGACUCCCCUAGAUGGCAACCGAAUCUUGAUCUUGCCAGCUCCAGGACACAUCCACACUAUUUGGGGUCCUUGGGAGAACCCGACUACCCUGGAGCUCAGGAUCGCUCCCGCCAGCCUUCCUCCAGAGAUGAUUCCAGCCAUCGAGGCCCCAGAAGGAUGCUAGAACACCCUAGCUCCAGAGUCAGUCCCUAUACAGACUCCCUGACCGAGCCUGACUAUCCAGGUGCUCACCAUCAGCCUAACACUCUACUCGUAUUUGAGAAACCAGUCUACCCUAGUUCCGAGGAUGAUGUAGACCCCGCAAAUUUCUGGGGGGAACCUGAUUACCCAGGUGCUGAGGAUGGUCGCCAUUAUAGCUCUUCUGAGACCCCAGGAACAGCCAGAGGGAUGCCCAUCAGAAUCCUCCUCAGUCCACCCUCAUUCCAUUGCAGGAAGGAUGGCUCCUUGGGCUUCCUUAGGAGAGAGAAUGAAGAUUAUUCUGAAAGCAUUGAAAUGGCUUCCAUGCAGCUGUCACCUCCACAUGGCCGCUAUCUGCCAGGCGCUCCUGCCAUCGGCUACGUAAACCCUGCUUAUGCGGGUGAAAACAGGCCUGAAAGAGCUUAUGGAAACUCACCAGUGCCUGACUAUGAUUGGCACAAGUCACCCCAAGGACAAAAGUUAAUUGCCUCCCUGAUCCCCAUGGCAUCCAGAGACAGGAUUAAAACCAUCCGGAGCCAGCCAAGAAGUAUGGAAGAGAAAAGGAGGCUCAGGAGAAUAGUUGACAAAGAGAAAAGUAAACAGUCCCACCGCGCCCUCAAGAUGAAGUGCUGUACACAGUGUUUGAACUCUGUCUCUCGGGCUUACCGGAGAUGCAAGAACAGCCUUUCGGAGCUCCUCAAUUCCAUCAGUCUGUGGCAGAAGAGGUUCAAGGUCAUCGGCGGCAAGUUUGGAACCAGCGUCCUCUCCUAUUUCAGCUUCCUCAGGUGGCUUUUGAAGUUCAACAUCUUCUCGUUCAUUGUGAACUUCAGCUUCAUCGUCAUCCCUCAGUUUACCGUAGGGGAACCGAACACCCUCCAGUUCACCGGGCUGGAGUUCUUCACUGGAGCAGGUUAUUUUCGGGACACAGUGAUGUACUAUGGCUUUUACACCAAUUCUACCAUCCAGCACAGGAACGGUGGGGCCUCCUACAACAUGCAGCUGGCCUACAUCUUCACGAUCGGCGUGUGCUUGGUCAUCUGCUUCUUCAGUUUGCUGUUCAGCAUGGCCAAGUACUUCCGGAACAACUUCAUUAACCCCCACAUUUACUCCCGAGGCAUCGCCAAGCUGGUGUUCUGCUGGGACUUCACUGUCACCCAUGGGAAGGCCGUGAAGCUCAAACAGAAGAACCUCAGCACUGAGAUACGAGAGAACCUGUCGGAGAUUCGUCAGGAGAACACCAAAUUCACGCUCCACCAGCAGCUGACCCGCUUUUCUGCCCACGUGGUGGCCUGGCUCGUCUCUACGGGAAUGGCCGCAACCUGUUGUGUAGCUGUGUAUUACCUGUCUCAGUUCAACUCUGAGUUCCUGAAGACACACAGGAACCCCGGGGCCGUGCUCUUACUGCCUUUCGUCGUAUCCUGUAUCAACCUGGCUGUACCACGCUUUUACUCCAUGUUCAGGCUUGCGGAGAGGUUUGAGAUGCCACGGCAUGAAGUCUACGUCCUCCUGAUUCGAAACAUCCUGCUGAAAAUUUCCAUCAUUGGCAUUCUUUGUUACUACUGGCUCAACGUGGUGGCUCUGUCAGGAGAAGAGUGUUGGGAGAGCCUCAUUGGCCAGGAGAUCUACCGGUUCCUCCUGAUGGACUUCGUGUUCUCCAUAGCAGAUUCCUUACUGGGGGAAUUUCUUCGGAGGCUCAUUGGGAUGAAGUUUAGCACCAGCUGUGGCUUACAGGAGUUUGACAUUGCCAGGAAUGUUCUGGAACUGAUCUACUCACAAACUCUGGCAUGGCUCGGAAUCUUCUUUAGCCCUCUGCUGCCCUUGAUCCAGAUGGUGAUGCUCUUCAUCAUGUUUUAUGUCAAAAAUAUCAGCCUCAUGAUGAACUUCCAGCCUCCAAGCAAAGCCUGGAGAGCCUCACAGAUGAUAACGUUCUUCAUCCUCCUGCUCUUCUUCCCGUCCUUCACUGGGGUUCUGUGCACCCUGGCCAUCACCAUCUGGAGGUUGCGGCCUUCAGCUGACUGCGGCCCCUUUCGAGGGCUGUCCUCCUUCAUCGAGGCCAUCUACAGCUGGAUUGACACCCUGAGCAGGACGCCCGGCUACCAGUGGGUUGUGUGGAUCUAUCGGAAUCUCAUCGGCCGGGUGCACUUCUUCUUCAUCCUUACUCUCAUUGUGCUAAUCAUCACAUAUCUUUACUGGCAGAUUACAGAGGGAAGGAAGAUUAUGAUCAGACUGCUUCAUGAACAGAUCAUUAACGAGGGUAAAGACAAGAUGUUCCUGAUAGAAAAGUUGAUGAAGCUGCAGGAUGCGGAGAAGAGAGGAAACCCCAGCUCACUUGUCUUAGAAAGGAGGGAGGCGGAGCAGGAGCAACAAGACCCUUUGUAUCGGGAGGAGCGUGAUUCUGCGCCUGACCUGAGAUUCAGGCGAUCCGUUCAAGAAGAGAACCCAAGAGCCUGAUGACUACUGUGGCUGG
Molecule: messenger RNA, 3035 nt
Organism: Dipodomys spectabilis (banner-tailed kangaroo rat)
Lineage: Eukaryota; Metazoa; Chordata; Mammalia; Rodentia; Heteromyidae
Gene: Tmc5
Product: transmembrane channel like 5
Exons: 20
Coding region: 71-3019 (982 amino acids)
Cellular component (GO): plasma membrane
Molecular function (GO): mechanosensitive monoatomic ion channel activity
Source: RefSeq, a predicted model, not a curated record